AGAUGGCGCCUUCUGUUCUGCACACACUCUUCCUGUUCUGUCUCUGUGGCGGCUCCAGCUCAGGUGAAUCUUCUUUAGACAACAAGCCUGUGACAGUCCAUGUUGGGCAGAAGGCUACGAUCUACUGCAGCCCUCAGAAGAUGCCACAGGAUGGAGUGUACAUGCAUAGACAGUUGUUCAAGGAAGAGAAAAUGUUAUACUUUUACAAAGAUGGUACUUUAACCCCCGAACCGCUCUUCGAGAAACGAUUAGAAUCAAACAAAAACUUAAACGAGUUCUCAGUGACCAUCAUAAACGCGACAGUGUCGGACACUGGGGCUUACUGGUGUGUGUUCAAUAACGAGGAUCACAACACUGUCAGCAAACAGAAGACUCUGUUACAGGUGAUAGGUAAACAAAAGGAAUGUUCAACAGAGGCUCCCAAUCUGUCUCUGAUCAUCGUGUGUGUUGCAGUCGCCUUCUUUAUGCUUUUUAUCACCGUCAUCCUGCUGUGGACCAUACCAAAGCUAAAGCACUGCUGUGAGCGUGGAAAAUUCACUCCCCACCAGCAGCCUGACGGAGUGUAUGAGGACAUGCGCGGACGCCAGACAGGGAACACACUCAUCAACCCUGCGUAUCAGACCAGCCAACACAUGCGCACCACAUAUGCUCACUAAAGCCACACACACCUUCACCACUGUACACACCAGAUACCAAACCAGCUCAACACACACCACUGUGAACCCCAACAAUCAGUGCACAAACGUUUGUGCUCCCCUGCUGUAAGUGUAAAAUAGCCACAUCCUUUACACUGACACACUUUCAUACACAUCCACUUUUAUUUCCUGAUGGUAGAUAGGUUUUUCUUACAAAAAUGAAAUAUUUGAUUACAGGAUAUUUUUUAAAAUAUGUUUUAUUUGUUUCAAACUUUUAAUGGAAAUACAGUGGCUUGUAAAAGUUUUCAUACCUAUUAAAUUUAUUCACAUUUUUGUAACAUUAUGUAUUUUAUCAAGAUUUUAAAUUAUAGACCAACACAAUAUAUCACACAAAUCAUACAUGGUUAUCUAAAUAGUGUGACGUGCAAAGGUAAUCAGCCCUUUUUUUUUAUCUGAACACCUAAAUAAAAUCCAGUGCAAAAAAUCUAGCUGUCUGUAAUUUAGUCAAAGUACAAACACACCUGUUCUGUGAAGGCCUCAGUGGUUUGUUAGAGGACACUGGUGAACACACAACAUCAUGAAGACCAAGAAGACAGAUCGAGCAAGGAGAGCACUGGUCAGAGAAGCAGCCAAGUGGCCCAUGGUCACUCUGGAGGAGCUGCAGAAAUCCACAGAUUAGGUGGGGAAUCGGUCCACGGGACAACUUUAAGUUGUGCACUUCACAAAUUGCCCUUUAUGGAAGAGUGGCAAGAAGAAAACCAUUGUUGAAAGUAAGACAUAAAAAAUAGUGUUUGCAGUUUGCCACAAGCCAUGUAGGGGAGACAAAGGGGAGCAAACAUGCAAGAAGGUGCUGUGGUCAGAUGGAAGCAAAGUUAAACAUUUUGGCCUAAAUGCAAAGUGCUAUGUGUGGCAAAAAAGUAACACUGCUCAUCCCCCUAAACACAAUAUCCACACUGUGAAACAUGGUGGUGGCAGAACCAUGCUGUGGGGAUGCUUUUCUUCAACAGGGACAGGAAAACUGGUCAGAGUUGAUGGAAAGAUGGAUGGAGCUAAAUACAAGGCAAUCCUGGAAGAAAACCUUUGGGAGGCUGCAAAAGACUUGAGACUGGUAAGGAGAUUCACCUUCCAGCAAGACAAUGACCCUAAACACACAACCAGAGCUACAAAGCUAAAUUACAAAGAGUUUCUGUGGCCAGACAUUAAAAAUUGCUGUUCACACAUACUCUAUAUACAACCUGUCUGAGCUUAAGCUGUUUAGCAAAGAAGAAUGAGCAAAAAUCUCAGUCUGUAGAUGCACUGGUAGAGACAUACUCCAAUAGAAAAUGCAGCUGUAAUUGUAGCAAAAGGUGUCUGUACAAGUAUUGAUACGAGGGGCUGAAAAAUGUUCUGAUCUACUUAACAAUGAUGUGUACUUUGUGUUGGUCUAUCACCUAAAAUCUCAAUAAAAUUAGGUUUGUGGUUAUAAGGGGAAUGUGAAAACAUUCAUAGGGUAUGAAUACUUUUGCAAGCCACUGUUAGUCUAAUAAGUGGGUAAAAUUCCCUAUUCACAUUUACUGUAGAGAAUUUAUUUACACACAAUUGCAAAAAGGGGAUUUUUUUAGCUAGCCAUUUCUGAUGUCUGUUAGCUGACAAAACAGAAUUAGCAGUUAGCUAGCUAGCGUUCUCCUCCAAGUAUUUUCAGCUUCAGUGGUGCUGCAUUAGCGUGGUCUGUAUGUUUAUACUGCUUUUAUAAGCUUGAACAGAGGAUGAGAGUGUGAAGGAAGGAAAAGACUGAAAUGUAGCAAAACCCGUCGGCUAUGUUUACUGCCUCUUAACAGAGCUUAGCAUAGUAGCUAACAAAGGCAAAAGCUAACAUAGAUGUGCAGAGUCUUGUAAUAUAUACAUAUAUAUACACAUGUGUAUAUGGUAGCUAUUUUAACAGCUAAUAGUUUUAAACUGGUUAGAUGUUUUAUAUAAUAAUACAUUAACAACUGGCUAACUGUUGAGUUUAUAAUUGAUUGUUUCUUAUUUUUUAAGUUUUAAAGUGCUUUCCAUUUUAAAAGAUUGUCUCUGCCUUUAUUUUUUUUUAUGAUUUAUAAUCUCUCAAUUUUUAAAGCAGAUGAUUUUUUUUAUAACCAUUUUGCUAGUUUAGUUAGAAAUGUUCUGAUAAAGUUAUUGUUUAUUAUCAUUCAUUAUCACCUGUGAUAAAUAUGUAUAGGCCUGUCACAAAAACAUUUUUUGUGAACGAUAUAGCAUCCCAGAAAUUAUUGUGAUAAGCAAUAUUAUUUUCAUUUUAAGACAAUAAACAGAUAAAUAAAUAAAGAAAUAAAUACCACUGACAUAAUGAUAAUUAAAUAGUAUAUCAAAACAUUCAUACCCUUUUAAAGACAACACAAUUUUAAUUAAUCAAAGAUUAGGAAAUAUGUACUUUUUUCUUCACCUACUGCAGUCGACACUGUAUGUAUGAAGUCAUCAGUCAUUGAGGGACUAGCCAAAAUACUGUUCACUGUUAUAUAUGUGAACAAACAAAUAAAACACAAUAGACAAUAUCACAAUUAUUAACUAUUAUUGAGGUCAUGUCCAUUUAUUGAACGAUAAGUCGAUAAUGUAAUUAUUGUGAAAGACCAUACACAUAGUGUUACAGAAAUCUGUAUAAUAUAUAUCACUGUAAUUGUACAGUGUUACUGUAGUGGAGUUACUGUAAACCUGAAAGACCGGACUGUCACAAACUGUGUAAUAUUUAUGUAGAAAUCAUAGGCACAUGUAAUGAAGGACAUGGACUGAUGUUUUUCCCACUUUCCACUGAGACACUUUAUUUUUCUUUAUAAAAUUGAACUAUACAUUUCUAUGUCAUUUAUAUUACAAAACAUAUUGCCACUGUCAGAGUGAAUGCACAUAUCUCAACAAAGCUGACUUUCCAGAGGAAAACAAAAGCCUUUUUUACCUUGUAAUGGAAGUGAGUAUGAAGAAAAGCUUACAGUUCAGUUUACUGAGUUACUGAAGUAAUAUAGGGCAUAUUUUUUUGUUAUCAAAUUUUUUUUUGUGUGAUGAUAACUUUUUAUAUAUUCAAUAUAUGUGUAAUGUGUAAUAAUAUAUUCUCAGUGUAUUAGUUUUGCAAAAUGUUUUCUUUAGCUGAAAUGAAUGUACUGUAUUAAAUUGGAACUGCCUCUUAGUACAAACACACUGUAAAUUGCUUUAAGUGUUCAGAUCAUUAUAAUCUAAAUAAUAAUUGCAAUGAACUUACUCUAGUUUUGUAGACGUCUGUAAAAAAUCCGAAACCUGAACUGAAACCAAUAAAAAGGGUUGUAUCUUUGGUACUGAACAUGGGUUCUUUGACACCAGCAAAACACGUAUUCAUGCUGAAUAGAACAUUUUCAUUUAUCUAUGUAAAGAACCAUUUAACUUCACAAAUAACCAUUUAAGUAAAUAAAUCUUGAAGAAUUUAUUUGAGUUAACAAAAUCGAACACAUGCAGACAUGCAGAAUAUAUGAUGCUAUGCACAACCACUUUUAGAACAAAUUCUAUAUUAGUACCACCAACAAAACAUUUCCUAUCAAUGCCUGUCAAGAACCACUGAACCAUCUACACGUUUUUUUUCAAGCUGUUAUAUUUAUAUUUAGAACCACUGUCUUUACUAAAGCAACCACUAAAAGACCUUUUGUAAGAGAGUUAUUACCAGCAACAUUCAACUCAUUAUUUUUAAAGCAUACAGAAUAUUAAAUUUAAUUUAAACACUUAAAAUAUUUUACAGUGAAAAUAGAGUGAAAACAAAUUCUGCAAUACAUGUAAUAUAUGAUAUAUGAAGUUUUGCACUGGUUUGUUUGAUAUUGAAUCUUAAAUAAAAAAAAAAAAAUAAA
Astyanax mexicanus (Mexican tetra) is the source of this 4471-nucleotide messenger RNA. RefSeq lists its product as uncharacterized. Gene Ontology annotation, cellular component: membrane. Bases 3 to 656 code for a protein of 217 amino acids. Lineage: Eukaryota; Metazoa; Chordata; Actinopteri; Characiformes; Acestrorhamphidae. The transcript is spliced from 4 exons. Gene Ontology annotation, molecular function: signaling receptor activity. Gene Ontology annotation, biological process: adaptive immune response. The record is from RefSeq and is a predicted model, not a curated record.